Messenger RNA from Osmerus eperlanus (European smelt), 1979 nucleotides. RefSeq names its product TATA box binding protein (Tbp)-associated factor, RNA polymerase I, B (gene taf1b). The record is from RefSeq and is a predicted model, not a curated record. The transcript is spliced from 15 exons. The coding region runs from base 63 to 1775 and encodes 570 amino acids. NCBI's taxonomy places the organism in Eukaryota, Metazoa, Chordata, Actinopteri, Osmeriformes, Osmeridae. Gene Ontology annotation, biological process: RNA polymerase I preinitiation complex assembly; nucleolar large rRNA transcription by RNA polymerase I. Gene Ontology annotation, molecular function: RNA polymerase I core promoter sequence-specific DNA binding. Gene Ontology annotation, cellular component: RNA polymerase I core factor complex; RNA polymerase transcription factor SL1 complex.
GUUUAAUUUCAGCAUGUGAGUGAGCUAGUUAGCUACAUCUUAUUUAACUGUCACUUGCGGAAAUGGACGAAGAAGAAACGGGAGGAUACAGAGAGCCCUGUAGCAUGUGUGCCGCAGUGGACUGGGGCAUAUCCGACGAGGGCAGGUUCUAUUGCAAAUCUUGCCACAAUGUGAUUGAGAGGACGAGAGAAGUGGUGGAUACCAGCACUUUAAUGAUGGGUUGCAGUAGGAUAUCCUCUAUAUCAAAGUCCUCUAAAACCAAAAAACUAGAACAUGGGUGGGAAUGGAUGGUUUGUGAGGGUUUUCAGUUCAUCCUCAAACACCAGGCUGAAGCCCUCCUGGACUUGGGAGUCUGUUCCUACUUUAAGGACGAUGUUCUGUGUAAGUUUUGGAGGAUGUACCUUCAGAAAAGCAGACAAGCCUACACCAACGACCCUGUCAGUACUUCGAAAUUUAAAGUGCGCACCCAGGACUCAGAGUCAGACAGCGCUCCAGAAUCCUCCGUCUGGUCUGUCAGUGAGACAGAGGAGCUGGGUUGGAGCAGCGGAGCAGGCUCUGCAGCAGAGAACUUGAGCGAUGGGCUCUCGGUGACCUCAGGCUCCGUGGACGCGUCGUUCUAUCUCACCCCACACCAGCGCAAGAGUCCGAGGAUGAUGAGCAUGCCCAAGACCCUGGCGCUGUGCUACCUGGCACUGCUUUGGGCCCGGGAGGCUUUCACACUGGCAGACCUGCUCAGGUUGGUGAGCGAGGGGUGCAUCCCCUAUGUGAACGCCCACGAGGGCUUCCCAGAGGAGAUGAGGCUCUACGGCCGAGACGCGCUCAUCUUCAGAGUGGAGUCCAUCCCCUCUCACAGGGCCUUGCAUAAGGAGGCCUGCAGCCUGGCUGUGUUCCUGGACCUGCCCCCGUUCCCCCCCAUCACCCAGGACUGCCUGUUGCACCCCUCCCUCCUCACCAUCCGCUACCUCACUGAAGUCAACCUGCCAGAUGAAGUACAGGACUUUGUGUGCCGGGUGAUAGAACAGGCUGGUAUGGAGGACGAGGCCCUUCACAGCUUCAAACCCAUGAAGUCCAGGUGUAUUCUCCCUCUCUACGACGUCCAGGCCGCGGCCCUGAUCAUCGUCACCAUGAAACUACUCUUCAAAUUGGACGACAGAAGAGAAUGGGAUCUGGCAAACACUGCCAGUGACAUGAAUAAGGAAACUCCAGGGGAGAACUGCUUCAAUGUAAGGAAAUGGUACAAGAUGGUGGAGUCUGCCCUGACCAGAGCUAGACAGAGACAAGAGGAGAACAUUGCUAGAAAGCAUUGGAAGUCCCAGAAAGUUCUUUACACGUCGAAAAAGUACAAGACUGUUGUUCUCAAGAGAAGACGUGUUGCGGAGCAGCUACAGAUGACCUUCCAGAAGCUGUCUGGCUCGUCUCCCAGCCCCCCACCCUCCUCUCCCUCCAGCUUCUGCUUCCGCUGGGGGGGGGAGGACGAGGAGCACGGGGCUGUGGACGGGCCCAGCUUGCACCAGCAGAACCUGGGCAGCCUGGUAGUGUUGCGAGAUGGAGAACUCCAGCCUUCCAACCCGACGUACUGGCACCCCUCCUUGAGGGUCUGCCAGGACAGGGGCUGCAGGAGUCACUAUGAUGAAGUGGAAGACACUCUGCCCAAAAUGUUUGUUUGGUUGCUGCAGCUGUUCUCCUUCAUCCUGAAUGUCCAACCAAGCUGUGUGUACGAGGAAGUCCUGAAGGUAGAGAGACGUUUCCUCCGAAAAAAUCCCAAACUAAAGUAGGAGCAACGCCCAGAAAAACACUAGGUAAACACCAUGGAAACAAACUAGAAAAACACGUUCUGGUGACUGAAGGAAGAGACUCAUUGACCUAAUUACUGUGUAGUUCAGAUGUAUUGAUAGACAGGUUUUGUGUGUGUGUGUGAUUUGCUGUUGUAUAUAUUUUGUCCUUUUGUAAAAUUGGUCUUUGAAUAAAAAAUAAUUUGA